Gossypium raimondii (Peruvian cotton) is the source of this 1873-nucleotide messenger RNA. RefSeq lists its product as uncharacterized. NCBI's taxonomy places the organism in Eukaryota, Viridiplantae, Streptophyta, Magnoliopsida, Malvales, Malvaceae. The transcript is spliced from 12 exons. Gene Ontology annotation, cellular component: TRAPPIII protein complex. The record is from RefSeq and is a predicted model, not a curated record. The coding region runs from base 177 to 1496 and encodes 439 amino acids.
GAAAAAACAGAAUGCCCUGGGCCCAGUUCUGGCCCCUGGGAACUUGGCAAGAGGCUAACUGAAAAACUCGAGAAACCGCGAGAUAUCGUUACACUUCGGGUUUCAUUUUUUCCCCCUCACUCACAGUCUCUCAACCCUCAAAUUUAGCCAAAAAAGGACUGAAAAUCCAUUAAGCCAUGAGCACGACGCCACAAGGAAUUCACUCGCUAGCCUUCAGGGUAAUGCGGCUUUGCAAGCCGUCGUUCCACGUCGAACCUCCUUUCCGUCUCGAUCCUUCCGAUCUCUUCGUCGGCGAGGACAUCUUCGACGAUCCACUCGCCGCUUCUAACCUCUCUCCACUCUUAUCUAGCCACGUCAACAAGUCCACCGACUCCUCCGAUAUGACCUUUGCCAAUAGAUUCCUCCUCCACCACCCUUCCGAUGCAAUGGGCUUCUCUGGCCUCCUCGUCCUCCCUCAAUCCUUCGGGGCGAUUUACUUAGGAGAGACUUUCUGCAGCUAUAUCAGCAUUAAUAACAGCUCAAAUUUUGAAGUUAAGGACGUCAUUAUUAAGGCAGAAAUUCAAACAGAGAGGGAGAGAAUCCUCCUCUUGGAUACAUCAAAAUCACCCGUUGGAACCAUACAUGCAGGAGGGCAUUAUGAUUUUAUUGUGGAACAUGAUGUCAAGGAACUUGGAGCUUAUACGAUGGUUUGCACCGCGUUGUACAAUGAUGGUGAUGGUGAACGAAAAUAUCUUCCACAGUUUUUCAAGUUUGUUGUUGCGAACCCAUUAUCAGUUAGGACAAAGGUCCGCACUGUCAAGGAAACUACCUAUUUAGAAGCUUGCAUAGAGAAUCAUACAAAAUCAAACCUUUAUGUGGACCAAGUUGAGUUUGAACCAGCUCCUUAUUGGACUGCUAAAAUACUAAAAGCUGAUGAGCUCUAUCCUGCAGAUAACUCGUCAACUGGAGAGAUAGUUAAGCCACCUAUUCUUGUCAGAUCUGGUGGGGGAAUUCACAAUUACCUUUAUCAAAUGAAAAUUUCUUCACCUGGUUCUGAACAAGUGAAGGCAAAGAGGAGUAGUAUCCUUGGUAAACUUCAGAUAUCGUGGCGUACAAAUUUGGGUGAACCAGGCCGCUUGCAAACACAACAAAUUCUUGGCACUCCUAGUAGUUGCAAAGAGAUUGAGCUGCACGUUCUGGGGAUACCAUCUUUAAUCAUUUUGGAUAAGCCCUUCUCUGUACAUCUGAAUCUCACAAACCAUACAGACAGAGAGUUGGGCCCAUUUGAGGUCUGGUUAUCAAAAAAUAGUGCACACGAGAAGUUUGUUAUGUUCAAUGGUCUUCAGACAAUGGCAUUACCAGCAGUGGAGGCAUUCGGUUCCACUGAUUUCCAUUUGAACCUGGUUGCAACUAAACUCGGAGUCCAGAGAAUUAGUGGACUUAUAGUGUUUGACACAAUAGAGAAAAAAACUUUUGAACCUUUGGCAGAUGUGGAGAUCUUCGUGGAGUCAGAUUGAUUUAUUAAGUAGUUCUCAUUUGUCAGGGCUUGAUGAAAGGUUGAACCAUCUCUCAACUUAACAAAAAGGUGUAUUUGAUGUAAUGGCAUCAAUUAGAUUGCGCAGCGAUGAAGCAGACAGCAAAAUAGUUAAUUACCACUCUUGCUUCCCUAUGGUCAAUUACAAAAGGUCAUAUUUUUGCAAUCUUCAUAUGAUCAAAUGCUGAGCUGCAUCAUUUAUUAGAUGAUAAAAAACUCUUCCAUGCAUUUCAGUUAUCAAGCCAUGUUAGGAUUUCUUUUCUAAUUUUUUUUCAUUUUAUUUAUCAAACAUGCCUUUUACAAGGCAUUUUACAAUUUCAUAAACGAGGAAAUAAACACCCCCCCCCAAAAAAAAAAAAA